AGCUCAUAGUAAAGAAACAUCAGACUAAAGUUUGCUGGUUGUUUACUGGACACACAGACUAAAAGAUGAGUCUCAUUCAGUCCCUGCUCUGUGAUUGUGCUCUGAAUCACUCCACCUUGCCAACCAGGUGGGAGUCGAAUCAGUUAAAGAAGGAAAUGGUCCAAAUUCACUGCAGCAGGAACUGAGAGACUCUGAUUAUUGGUUGGGUGAAGCUCCAAAAAACAAGAUCCUACCUUUAGAUUUGAUUCAGUCACAACUAAGAGACACGAUAUACUUCUGCUAUGUAGUUUUGGAGAACAAAUUAAAACUCAGAAUAUUAUUUGCAGAAUUAAUGAGGUAAUCUCAUCAAAACUAGCUGAACCUUCACAAAACACAAUACCAAGCAACAGAAGUGGUGCACGUCCACAAAGAUGGUGCUACCACCACAGUAUUUCAUGCUAACAAUACAAACAAAAUGCAAUAUAAACACUGAGACUACAGAUUCAAGGCCAAAACAAGUUAAAGUUAGAUGGAGUUCAUACCUGUUUUACUGCAAUAUGAAAGAUCUAAAAUGGCCCAAAUGUGAUCAAAUCUGUCUCUACUGACACUUUGCUCUGCUUCACUUUAUGAGCAACAGUCUCGACAGACUGUUCAGAUGUCGUGCUGUGAUUUUUCUUCAGGUUUUAGGCUGCAGCUGCAUCGUUCCAAGGAGAGUUUCACUCAAAAAAAAGCAAUAUGUUGUGGGAAAAAAACGAGAUAUUUAAUUCAUGCAGCGCUCAAAACACACAACACAUUUUCAACUUUGUAGCUCUCCGAAGCUGCUUUGUGAAUAACUCUUACUGGGCUCCUCUCUAUUCUAAGCGUAAAUUCUUAGAAAACGUCACAGAAUGUCACCACGAGGAACUGUUUGUACUGGGAAGCUUUAUAAUAAGGCCCCAUUUGUUUAAACCCACUUCCUCCUGCCAGGGAUAAAACACAUUCACACCUGUAGACGGUAACGUGAGCUUGAACUCAUAUCUUAUCUGUGAAAUAAUACAGUUAAGAAUCUAACUGAUGCAGGUUGAUUGAUAAGUGAAGCUGGUUAAUGUUUUCGAAGCAAAAUAUUUUGCUUGACUAAAAGAUAAGUUCGCGUCCCGUCAGUCGUGCAGCGAAGGUGCUGAUCCAUCUCCAACACUUCUGCUUUCUUAGCUUUUGUGAGCUUACUACACACGAUACACUUACUGAGAUCAUCUGAUCCCAAAGCUCUGCCAGGAAGCUGUUUUUUUCUUCUUCUUCUUCUUCUUUACUUCCCAGUGUGGUGGGAUAAAUGAGGCACAUGGAAGUAAUUUGCAAACUAGGGAAGUGAUAAAGGAAAGUGGUGAAAGCAUCUUUCUGUCCUGCACCGAAGAAGAACGACUCAUCAGCUUUAAGGUGACGAGACGCUUCAAGGGACUGAAGAUGACAAACCUGACACUUCUCACGUUUGUCCUCCUGCUGACCAAUCACAGCUUCUCACUCUCCAGGCCACGGUGUCACCGCUGUGAGCAAACCUCCUGCGACUGCUCCAAACAAAACCUGAAGGACGUCCCUGCAGCGUCCUCAAAGCUCGUCAGCAAACUCGACCUCUCAUUCAACCACCUGUCGACAAUAAUGAGAGACGACUUUGUUGCAUAUGCCAGUUUGGAGUCGCUGAUCGUGAAUAACAACAUGAUCCGAACGAUCCAGGAGCAGGCGUUCGACCCGCUGACUAAUCUAACUGAACUGGACUUAUCCUCAAACCAACUGGACAGUUUGUCUGCUGAGUGGUUUGAGAGCCUCGUUUCUCUUCAGCACUUGAAUCUUUUAGGGAACCGCUACAGAACGUUGGGUCAAGGUAACGUUUUCCAGCCGCUGAAGAGAUUAAAGACCCUACAUUUUGGAGGACUUGACUUCCGGUCUGUCAGACAGAGCGACUUUUCUGGCCUCGCUUCACUCGAAGAGGUUGUUUUUGAUGGACAGAACCUGCAGGCCUACGCAGAGGGAAGUUUGAGACGAGUCAGGCCCCUUAAACAUGUGGCGCUCGCCCUCGGCGGUCCGUUUAAGAAGAAUCAGGCACUCGUCGAAGCUGUGCUGUCAGAUGUUGCGCACCCAAACACAACGCUGACAUUCACAAACACAAGUUUCUUCAGAGAUCGACAAAUGAUCCUGUUCAGAGCGCUAAAUGAGGGCGGAACAACAGACAUCACUUUUAAAAACGUCAAAAUUACACUUGGAGCUUUUGUUGCGUUUUUUUAUAUCAUGUCAGACUCAAAUGUAACCAAGUUUUCAGUUAUAGACACAAAAAUCUUCUUAAGUUUAUCUCUCAGGCUCCCAAACGACCUACACUUCAGGGGUUGGGAGGAGGUGGUGUUGAUAAACGUUGACAUCCCUCAAUUCUACAAUUUCCCAGCGCUCUUUUUCCUCCAACCUCUGCUGAACGUGGUGAGAAGGGUGUCCUUGAUAAACUGCAAGCUGUACAAUGUCCUUUGUGAAAACUCCAGAGAUUUCUCACAGCUGGAGUACAUAGACGUCAGCGACAACAUGCUGAACGACGACACCCUCGGCGAGAUGAUGUGCCACGGCGAGGUUAGUUUUCCCAGUCUGCGAACCUUCAACCUCAGCAGGAACAACCUGCAGUCGAUCGACAGCCGGCUCUUCACCAAACUGCACGAGCUUGAAAACAUUGACCUGAGUGGAAAUGCGGUUCACAGAACGCCUGACACUUGUCACUGGCCACCAAGGCUCCAAUUCUUAAACCUUUCAUCGGCUCUGUUGGUAGAAGUGACCGCUUGUCUGCCAAAAACUUUACGCGUCCUCGAUGUAUCAGACAACGCCUUGACCGUGUUCACCAUCCAGCUCCCGUAUCUCACAAAGUUAUACAUCUCCGGAAACAAGCUCAGUAGUUUGCCAGAAGCCAGUUUAUUUCCUCGCCUCUCAUUUCUCUUUGCUGAAAACAACGACUUACAGACGCUGAGCAGCACCCAUCUGAAUGUCUACAAUAAUCUCACGACUAUAGAGGCUCGUGCUAAUUCGUACGUCUGUUCGUGUGAAUUUGUAGCGUUCAUGACGAGCGACCUGACGCAGCAAAGAGUCACGAUUGGAGAUGAGAUCGAGUCGUACGUCUGCGACUCCCCUGACGCCAUGAGAGGAAAGAGCGUGACCGACGCGAGGUUGUCAGUGUUUGAGUGUCACAUGGUUUUAGCCUUGUCCGUCCUCUUUGCAGGCAUCCUGGCAGUGAUUCUGCUCGUUGCAGGUUUGUGUCAUAGAUUCAGCGUUCUGUGGUACAUGAGGAUGACCUGGGCCUGGCUGAGAGCUAAGAGGAAGCCAAAGCUGAAAAAGGGAGAGCUGGAGUUCGACGCCUUUGUGUCUUACAGCGAGAUGGACUCCGGUUGGGUGGAAACACAUCUGGUCCCGGAGCUGGAGCAGACCGAGCCUCCUCUCCGGCUCUGCCUCCACAAGAGAGACUUCCUUCCUGGAGGCUGGAUCUUGGACAACAUCAUGGAGGCCAUCGAGAAGAGUCACAGAACUCUGUUCGUCCUCUCUCAGCACUUCGUCAAUAGUGAGUGGUGCAAGUACGAGCUGGACUACACCCAUUUUAGACUGUUUGACCACAACGAUGACGCGGUUGUGCUGAUUCUGCUGGAGCCCAUCGACAAAGACACAAUCCCCAAAAAGUUCUGUAAGCUGCGGAGAGUCAUGAACUCCAGGACGUACCUGGAGUGGCCUGAUGAUGAUGGUCAGAUCGUCAGGUUCUGGCAAAGUUUGAGAUCGGCGAUCAGAAGACCUGAGAGUGAUGACAGAAACGGCGUUGAAGAAACUCUGGACUUUGCUGAGCAGCGUCUCUGAAACUGUGUCACUCACAAACAAACAACUGGGGACG
This is a messenger RNA of Acanthopagrus latus (yellowfin seabream), 3856 nucleotides long. RefSeq names its product toll-like receptor 2. Gene Ontology annotation, cellular component: membrane. Bases 1417 to 3822 code for a protein of 801 amino acids. Gene Ontology annotation, molecular function: triacyl lipopeptide binding; protein binding; transmembrane signaling receptor activity. Lineage: Eukaryota; Metazoa; Chordata; Actinopteri; Spariformes; Sparidae. Gene Ontology annotation, biological process: inflammatory response; toll-like receptor signaling pathway; immune response. The record is from RefSeq and is a predicted model, not a curated record. The transcript is spliced from 2 exons.